AUGGAAAAUAUUCUUCAGAACUUUAAGAUGCAGGAGAAUGCAAAUCUCUCGAACAUUCAGUAUAAGUUCAGAGACCUGACCAUAGAAGAACUAAAGAAUGUUAACCAGACCUACCCAAACUUCACAUUCUCCAUGAACACGUACACCUUCAAGGAUGGAUCCCAGAAGGACCUCCUGAAUUUUAGCGGUACUGUUCCAGUGAAAUAUGGUAAUUCCUAUAACAUACCUGUUCGUCUGUGGAUUCUGGAUUCUCAUCCCUUUGCUCCCCCCAUUUGUUUCUUGAAGCCGACGUUGAACAUGAGCAUUUCAGUGGGAAAGCACGUGGAUGCUCGUGGCAGGAUUUAUUUGCCCUACCUGCAAAACUGGAGCCAU
This is a messenger RNA of Antrostomus carolinensis (chuck-will's-widow), 372 nucleotides long. RefSeq names its product ubiquitin-conjugating enzyme E2 variant 3-like. The annotation marks the transcript as partial. The record is from RefSeq and is a predicted model, not a curated record. NCBI's taxonomy places the organism in Eukaryota, Metazoa, Chordata, Aves, Caprimulgiformes, Caprimulgidae. The transcript has 4 exons. Gene Ontology annotation, molecular function: ubiquitin binding. Gene Ontology annotation, biological process: endosome to lysosome transport; protein modification process; protein transport. Gene Ontology annotation, cellular component: ESCRT I complex.